AUGGGGAACAGACAAGGCCGUGUCUGGGGAUACACAGAGCGGGGGAAGCUUUCUCGCAGUGUUAGUGAACCAGAGGCAUUUGAGCGUAUCUGGGCCCGAACUUCAAGACGACGUCCUCGUUCGUCCACAUUAACAAAUCCUUAUGCUGCAUCACUUACCAAGUGGCCCGUUCCACAAGUGGAGUCACUGUUUUUACCGGAGUAUGUUGUCCGACACAAUAUGGCAGUAACAGAUUUUGAGAUUUUAUAUCCCUUGUCGAGAGGUGGGUUUGGACAAGUAUUAAAAGUACAGAAAGUAGAGGAUAAAAAGUUUUAUGCAAUGAAGAUAAUUUCCAAGGGUGAUGUAAUCAAGAAUGACAUUGUCAAGCAGUGCAAACAAGAAGCCCUAAUACAGAGUGUGUUAUGUCGCCAUCCAUUUAUAAUAACAGCUAUGUAUAUGUGGCAGACAAGAACUCAUCUCUUUCUUGUCACUGACUACUUGGACCAUGGUGAUUUAUUCACUCUCUGGGCUAUGGAGCAUUAUUUCACUGAAGACAUUGUUAGAAUUUAUGCAGCAGAGUUAGCUCUAGCUUUGGAUUUUCUGCAUACAUCUGGAGUUGUGUACAGAGAUCUUAAGAUGGAGAAUGUUCUUUUAGAUGAUGAAGGACAUAUCAAAUUAACUGAUUUUGGAUUAGCGAGAUGGUUAUCACGAGGUCAUAGGGCAUCAACAAUAUGCGGCACAAUGCAAUAUAUGGCUCCAGAGGCACUGAAUCCUAAGCAGCCAUACAGUUACACUGUGGAUUGGUGGUCUCUGGGUAUCGUAAUGUAUGCCAUGUUGACAGGAAAAUACCCGGUUGAGUGUUCUGGCUCUCAUCUGGAUAUGUACCAGAAAAUCAUGGAUUGUAAAUAUGACUUGCCCAAUAAUAUCUCCAUUGCUGCAAGGAAUAUUGUCAAAGGGUUACUUGCUAAAGAUCCAGCUCGACGACUACAGCAUAUAGAUAUUCUAAAAAGACAAGAGUUCUUUCAACUGUUGUCUUUUGACGGUGUCUUGGAAAAGAGAUUGUCUCCCAAAACCAUGCUACAGAGGAAAAACAAAGCGAGGCGUACAUUGUCCACGCCGGACUUGAGUUCAAAUAGUCGUCAACGCAAAAAGAACACAAACAGAUAUUCAGCCGCAACUAGAAUGGAAGAGUCAAUGAAUACAAUGAUUAAGAAUUUUGAUUGGGUCAAUCCAUUAUUUACGGAUUUGUAA
Saccoglossus kowalevskii is the source of this 1230-nucleotide messenger RNA. RefSeq names its product ribosomal protein S6 kinase-related protein-like. NCBI's taxonomy places the organism in Eukaryota, Metazoa, Hemichordata, Enteropneusta, Harrimaniidae. Gene Ontology annotation, biological process: protein phosphorylation. Gene Ontology annotation, molecular function: protein serine/threonine kinase activity; ATP binding. The record is from RefSeq and is a predicted model, not a curated record.